CCAUAUGAAACCAGCCACGCUUUAUCCUGCCAGUCUGUCCCGCUCUGCGAGCACAGGAAACACACACUACUCCCCCAGCCCUCACUCACUCAUUCAUCACUCCCUUUCACACACAUCUACAGACACACACCGGCUACGCUCACAAAGGACUGGAGGAUGGCUGUGUCCAUGAGAAGAAUGAAUGGGUCCUGGAGAGGGAUGGCUCUAGCCCUGGUUCUCUGUGCUCUGCUCCUACACAAUGAAGUUCACUGUCAAGAUGCCACUUAUGCAACUGAUACACCUUAUACUGAUGCCCCAGGUGCUGCACCCACAGAUGCAACCGGAGUCACAGCCCUCGCAGACGACACCCAAGGUACUGAUGCCACCGUCAAACCCCAAGCCCCUGUAGACGACACAGCCACUACCGUCGCUGACUCCACAGCUGACGACACUCCUGGGACCAGUGCUCCAGUAUCAGACCAGGACACUGCCUUCACGUCCACGGUGCCAGAGAAUGACCUCUUAGCAAGAGGUGACACCUCUGGAACCACAGCUGGACCUGGUGUCGACACACAGGGCACUGAAGCUACUGAUUCCCCGGUUGCACUUGUUGUACCUGAGAAAGAGGCCGCUCUUGUUCUUCCCAUUGUUGAGUGUGUGGACAAGGAGGCAGUGAAGGACAAGGACACAGUCAAGGUGGAGCUUUCUUCAGAAACUAGCUGUUCGGAGACCAAGAGAAUCUUGGAGGAUUCAGCCUGGUGCACAGGGGACUGCAACCUUCAACUGUUCCAGGAGGAGAACUCUAACACACUGGUUUUGACACGCGCUAAUGGUGGAGUCAAAGAAUUGUCGGAGAGCCUGAACAGUCAAGGCAUCAAGGGCCAGCUGGGUGUGGUGGAGGCAGCUCCUCAGUGGGGUAAACAUUCUUCCACCGUGCUGGUAUCUCUGCUCAUCACUGGCCUGCUGCUGGCUGCUGCCCUCAUCGGAGGCUACUGUCUGAGGAAACACCGCAGACAUAACGCCAAGGGCAUGAGGCUGGCUGAGGAGGCGUACCCAGUGGAUGAGGAGAACCAGGGGAACACCCUGUUGUCGGUGGCUCCUCUCAACCCCCUUGAGACCGUGGAGAAGCCUGCUAAUGGGGAUUCCCAAGAGGCCGCCAAGACCCAGCCCCCUCCCACCAACGGCCACUCCUCCACCAAGACGGCAGACACAGAGCUGUGAAGACCCCUCUAGAACUCCUGGAGAAGAAUGAAACAUACCCCCCACCCCUCCAACACCAACCCUUCCCCUCAGAACACCCCAGAACUCCAGAGACCCCAUCCUACAGUGGACAUCAGGGACUAAAACUGCCCCUCAUAACCCCAAUAACCCCCACAUAAACACUCCUUCUGACUCUCCAUGUCCCCCACUUCGGCUACAUACAACCCUAUGACAACCCCAUGGUAAAGUCCGAUAAGAUUAUGAUGGUGUUGAUGAUGACGGAAUGAUGAUAAUAGUCUUGAUGAUAAUGUGGAUGAUGAUGGUAAUAAUGAUGCCGAGGGCUGUGUCCCUGUCCCUGGGCUGCUGACGUCAUUCAGGGCUGGAGGCUGGGCCAGGGCAGGACUGGGUGGGGAGGGAGGAUUUUACGUUGUUAAUCACCACUGGCUCCAAGACUGCAGCUGGGGUCACAUCAACCAUGUCAUGUGCCCUGCCUGCACGUCAUCAGGUUUAAAGCUUCCUUCCAAAAAUCCUUUAACCAUAAAUUGAAGCAAAGCUUCACUAUCAAUUCAAAUUGAUCCUUGGACCUUAGUUGAUAAUAGAAAAUAGCAAGAAAACAACAACACAUCCUUAAAUUUGUUUACAAAGUUCUCAGAGUAGAAUAGAUGAGCACUCUGAGCUUGUUUGGUCAUCUUUGUGUGUGUUCUGUGUGUAAUGGUGUGUCAGUAUAGUAGGUGUGCAGGUGUGCAUGCUUGUGUGUUGGUGCUUGUUUUCUGUGUAUGGGUGUAUGGGUGUGUGUGUGUGUGUGUGUGUGUGUGUGUGUGUGUGCUAGCGAUUUUAUAUGUGUGCGAGACUGUCUGCGUGCGUGUUUUUAUAUGUGUGCGUUUUUUUUUUUAACAAUUUUGUAAAAUGAGUAGACAAGGUGAUGGCUUAGGGAGUUAGGUCCCCAGUAGUGGUGAGGAGAGGGGGUCCUCUUUUGGUGCUUAAUCUCACUGCCAAUCUGUAGGAGACGAAGCAGGAAAUAAUUCUCCCCUUCAUUACUGCAAGCUGAACCCAGAUAAGCCAAUGGCCUGACAGGAGGUAGAAUAAAAGGAUCCACACAGUGUCACCAUGGCGACUGCUGAAAACCAUACCAGACUGAUUUGUAUAAUGUCUGGGGCACAGUGUAGUGUAUAAAGAGGUCAGGUGUGCCAAUCAGUAUUAUGAUAUUUUUAAUACCUUUGAAAUGGUAUAGAAUUAAACACUUAAUACAUACAGUAUUAUAUUGAACAAUGUUGUAUAAUAUGCUUCUGUUUUAUCAUGUUUUUGUUAAUCUUGUGUACUCACACUUGCUUUGUUCUAAGCCACAUAAAUCAUUUUCACCAGCUUGCCAUGCAGACAUACUGUAUAGGAAGGAGUGAUCAUGCGCAGAAAGUACUUGUUGCUUCUUUUUGUUACAUUUUCAUUUUAUGUCAUGAAUUCUGAGAUUUCAAGGUAUUGUUUGGGUCUCUUUUAGUGUGUUUGAAACAUGUCUUUAGCCUAGUUCCCCAAAUACAUGUUGCUCAAUGCUUGGCAAUACUACAUUUUAGCAGAACUGCAUUUUAAACCACAGCCCAAUCUAUUGUUAAAAAGUACACUCAGCAUGCACAGCAGGGUGAUUUCUUGUUUAUAGACAUCUACAAGUAGGGCAUCGCCCCACUGUGUAUGAUUUUAAUUAAUAUUGCUGAGUCUACCCUUAAUCAGGAACUAAGGAGAAUAUUAUGAUUUCCAUUAUGCACCACAUUACAUCACUGUUUCUUUUUUCUUUGUUUUUAAUAACCAACAGUAUUCACUGUUUUGUUGAUCUAACUGGAGGAAAUUGCCAUUUUAAGAAAACAUUUGAGCACAUAAGUGUUACCUUACUUUCAUUUCUACUUUUCAUUAAUUUUCUGUAUUUUUAACAUUCCAGAAUGACUGUUUUAAUUCUACUAGCAUCCUAAAAUUCAAGAUAGGAAUCAAGUUUGGAAAAUAAAAUACCUUUUUAAAUAUAAA
Messenger RNA from Coregonus clupeaformis (lake whitefish), 3186 nucleotides. RefSeq lists its product as uncharacterized. The record is from RefSeq and is a predicted model, not a curated record. Lineage: Eukaryota; Metazoa; Chordata; Actinopteri; Salmoniformes; Salmonidae. Bases 157 to 1200 code for a protein of 347 amino acids. Gene Ontology annotation, cellular component: membrane. Gene Ontology annotation, biological process: cell adhesion. The transcript is spliced from 9 exons.